AGCUCCAAUAUGAAAGUUGGUUGAAGUUGAGCUUGGAGAUACGAUAACAAUACCGGUACAGCAGAUAUAACAUCACUGCCAGCCAACGAAAAGAGGUUGAUACAUUUGACUUCAAUUAUCCCACAAUCAUAUUUGGGGCGUAUUGAACUAAAGAUCCAGGGCAUUCAUUUCUCGUCCCCAUUUCCUUGAUACCCUCUCUCCCAACCACAUAUCCUUUUCAAUCAAUCACAAUCAUGUCCAGAAGAUACGAUUCAAGAGUAAGCUCCAUCUAAUCACUACUCCCUCAGGAAUCCAGCUGAUUUUUAUGAAGACUACUAUCUUCUCCCCAGAAGGACGUCUUUACCAAGUCGAAUAUGCUCUUGAAGCUAUCUCUCAUGCUGGAACCGCAUUAGGGAUUCUGGCAAAGGAUGGGAUUGUAUUAGCCGCAGAGAGAAAGGUUACUAGCAAGCUAUUGGAGCAAGAUACUUCGGCCGAGAAGCUCUACAUUUUGAACGAGUAUGUCAGGUAGCUCUUACUUCUCAAAGUCAGAUCUACUAACACAUUAUAUUUCAGCAAUAUGAUUUGCGCAGUAGCAGGUAUGACAGCUGAUGCCAACAUCCUCAUCAACUAUGCCCGCCAAGCCGCUCAACGAUACCUCCUUACCUAUAAUGAAGACAUUCCUUGCGAACAGCUCGUGCGUCGAUUAUGUGAUUUGAAGCAAGGUUAUACUCAACAUGGUGGUCUUCGUCCUUUUGGUGUUUCAUUUAUCUAUGCAGGUUACGAUCCACAGAGAGAGUUCCAGCUUUACCAAAGUAACCCCAGUGGUAAUUAUGGAGGAUGGAAGGCUACGAGUGUUGGUGCAAACAAUGCUAGUGCGCAGAGUUUGUUGAAGCAGGAUUACAAGGAGGACUGUGAUCUAAAGGAGGCUUGUGGAAUGGCGGUCAAGGUGUUGAGCAAAACCAUGGAUUCUACGAAGUUGAGCAGUGAGAAGAGUAUGUGGUUUUGGGUGAAUUUGGAAGGACCUUGCUAACGUUUGGACAGUUGAAUUUGCGACAGUAGGAAAGAACAAGGAUGGCACAAUUUACCACCACCUCUGGGGUGCGGAUGAGAUUACGACUUUAUUGAAGGAACAUGAUUUGGCUAGAGAUGAGACCGGAGCAGACGGAGAUCGAAUAACCAGCUAGACAUUUUCCAAUGGUCUAAAGCACAGACUAUGUAACAAUAAUGAACACUACGUCAGCAAACUGCAAACAGCAAAUGCCACAUCUGUGACCUCCAGAU
Molecule: messenger RNA, 1260 nt
Organism: Sclerotinia trifoliorum
Lineage: Eukaryota; Fungi; Ascomycota; Leotiomycetes; Helotiales; Sclerotiniaceae
Source: the annotation of a GenBank genome assembly